Molecule: messenger RNA, 1127 nt
Organism: Trifolium pratense (red clover)
Lineage: Eukaryota; Viridiplantae; Streptophyta; Magnoliopsida; Fabales; Fabaceae
Product: proteasome subunit alpha type-2-A
Exons: 12
Coding region: 156-863 (235 amino acids)
Biological process (GO): ubiquitin-dependent protein catabolic process
Cellular component (GO): proteasome core complex, alpha-subunit complex; proteasome core complex
Source: RefSeq, a predicted model, not a curated record
GAAGCCCAUGUUUUAACUUAUUCCCUACUCUUCUUCUCUCUCAUAUGUACCCUCAAACUUCACAGAACCAAAAUUAUAACACUUUCUCUUUCUUACUCGCUCUCUCUUUCUACUUCGUUCCUUCUCAGGUUGUUGUUAUUUGUGAGUGAUAUAUCAUGGGUGACUCGCAGUAUUCUUUCUCUCUUACAACGUUUAGUCCUUCUGGAAAGCUUGUUCAGAUUGAGCAUGCUUUGACUGCUGUUGGUUCAGGACAAACUUCGCUUGGAAUUAAAGCUGCAAACGGAGUUGUCAUUGCAACAGAGAAGAAACUGCCAUCGAUAUUGGUCGAUGAAGCAUCAGUCCAGAAAAUCCAGUUAUUAACACCAAAUAUUGGUGUUGUAUACAGUGGAAUGGGACCUGAUUUCAGAGUUUUGGUACGAAAAAGCAGGAAACAGGCUGAGCAGUAUCACCGAUUAUAUAAAGAACCAAUCCCUGUCACUCAACUUGUAAGGGAAGUUGCCGCCGUCAUGCAGGAAUUUACUCAGUCUGGUGGUGUUAGGCCUUUUGGAGUGUCCCUGCUUGUUGCUGGGUUUGAUGAUAAUGGACCACAAUUAUAUCAGGUUGAUCCAUCUGGUUCAUACUUUUCUUGGAAAGCUUCUGCUAUGGGGAAAAAUGUUUCCAAUGCCAAGACAUUUCUUGAGAAGAGGUACACAGAUGAUAUGGAGCUUGAUGAUGCAGUCCACACAGCAAUUUUGACACUGAAGGAAGGGUUCGAGGGACAGAUCUCAGCAAAGAACAUCGAAAUUGGCAUAAUUGGUGAAGACAAGAAGUUCAGGGUAUUGACACCAGCUGAAAUCGAUGAUUAUUUGGGUGAAGUAGAAUAAACUGCAAUGAACCAUCAUCAUUAUGUUCCCGAAAUUAAUGUUUGUUUAAUGGUUGAGUUUAACUGAAUUUCAAGAUGGGUUGAUAAAUGAAGACUUGUGAUGGCACUGUCCAAACUUGUGAGCUACUCUUGUGGCCAGCAAGUCUUCUGAAAAACUUUUCCGCUAAGCCAUCAGAAUCACCAUACAAACUUAGCUUGUUUGAAUAUAUGAUACGACAACGGCUUUUUAGUGAAAACAUUCUAAUUUAUUAUUUUCCUUUUAUUA